This is a messenger RNA of Rotaria sordida, 927 nucleotides long. The record is from the annotation of a GenBank genome assembly. NCBI's taxonomy places the organism in Eukaryota, Metazoa, Rotifera, Eurotatoria, Philodinida, Philodinidae.
AUGACAAUUCUUCCACCUCCAGCAGUUAUCCAACGAGUUUUGGAUACUAUUUCUACUAUUGCUAAUCUUUUAACUCUAUUGAUUUCUUUAUCUCUUCUAUGUAUUAUUAUUUAUCAACUUAUUCGUUCAAAUUCUAUUUAUCGUAAAGAAAUGUUAAAAGAUAUGUCUAUACGUCUUUCUAUGAAUACACAUUGUUUACUUAUUAUAAGAAGUAUUUUUCAAUUUUUUGAUAUUGAUUUAAAUACAAUAAAACGAGAUUAUUUAUCAAUACAAGAAUUUAAUAAUUCAUUUAGAUGUCGUUUUCGUGGUUAUUUACUUUUAUCUAUACAUAAUUGUUUAUAUUGGAGUUAUACAAUUCAAGCUAUAUUUCGUUUUAUAAGAGUUAUUUUUCCUCAUUAUAUUUAUUUAUUUCAAUCAAAAAUUAGAUUUUGUAUAUUGAUUUUUAUUCAAUUCUUUUUUGGAUUUAUCAGUAUAUUUCCAAUUUUUAUUGGUUUUAAUGAUAUUUAUUUACUACCUAAUGAACCUUAUUGUACUGCAUCAUUUAAUGAACUUACUUCAUUGACUUACAUGCCUAUACUUGCAUUUGGCUUACCAUUAUCUACUAUUGUUGUAUGUUAUUUAUGUAUUACUUGGAAAAUACGUCGUAUAACAACAAUAAUACGUCCAUAUCAACAAAGAAAUCGUCGUGAUUUUAUUGUUAUUCAUCGUAUGAUAUUACUUAUAACAAUUUUAAGUAUGGUAUCACUUCCAUUAUUUAUUGAUUUAUUUAUUCAUUUAGCAAAAGGUUAUAUAGAUCCAUAUAUGAAUUCGAUUGGAUGGGUUUCAUCGAGUAUUAAUGCUGUUAUACUUGUCAUUAGUUUACCAUUUAUUAAUCCAAAGUUGUAUGAAUUAUUGAAAAGAAAAUCGAAUAUUGUUCAAGUUCAAUGA